Myotis brandtii (Brandt's bat) is the source of this 507-nucleotide messenger RNA. RefSeq names its product DNA-binding protein Rfx5-like. The annotation marks the transcript as partial. NCBI's taxonomy places the organism in Eukaryota, Metazoa, Chordata, Mammalia, Chiroptera, Vespertilionidae. The record is from RefSeq and is a predicted model, not a curated record. The transcript has 4 exons.
AUGGCGGCACCAACCCCCAGCCCGGGCGGGAAUGACCCGGAGGCAGAGGAGGCCACUGCUGGGCGAGCCACAGACGCCCACGCACAGGUCGGGGACAUGGAGCCCACCCGCGAGGGCCACGAAUGGGGCUCUGCGUGUCCUGAAGUCACUGCAAACGCAACUCCCACGGGGGUGGACCUGGACGUGCCCCUGAGGAACAGCUGGGCCCACGUCUCCCCCCACGCCCUCCUCCUGGGGUCUCUGUCCCAUGGCUCCGCCCAGCUGCCCUCGCUGAGCGCCGGCUCGGGGACGGACCGGCAGGAGGCCAGUCUGACUCUGGCUGGUGGGGCCGGAUUCCUGCCGGGUCCAGGUCCGGGUCCGGGUCCAGAUCCGGGUCCAGGUCCAGGUCCGGGUCUGGGUCCAGAUCCGGGUCCGAGUCCGGGUCCGGGUCCGGGUCUGGGUCCGCCACUACCAUCACCUACAUCAUCACCAUUAUCACCAUCACCACUAUCACCAUCAUCACCAUUA